UCAGCCCGCAGUGGCCACGGGGCCACCCCAAGGGGGGCUUUGCCAUGGACCAGUGGGUGCCAGAUGGGGUCCCAGUGCUCCCCAGCACCCGCGACGCCCCACACUUCGUGUCCCCCGGAGCCCCAUGGGCGUGCAGCGAUGUCGCAGUCGGCGCUGGGAUCCCCGGAGAGGGUAUGGGUGGAAAGGGGACAUCCAUGUCCCCCCGGCCCAGAGCUGGGGGUGCGAUGGGGACGCGAGGAUGCCAGCACCGUGACCCUGCCCCGGAUGCUGACGCUGUGCGAGCUGGCAGCGAAAGCGGCGAUUUCCCAACCAGUAGAAGCUGAGCCGCAAAGGAGACGAGACGGACCCCAAGGAGCCCCACCAACCGGUUGGGACGGUGAGGGCAGGGUUUGGGGGGCUCGGAGUGGGCUCAAGGAGGGGGGAUGUGGGGUUCAGGGCAUUUCCCUGCCUGCAGCCGUCACCUGUUGGCAGUGGGACAGCGAUGACGGGGCUUGCACAAGCCCAAGUGAUGAUGGCCACCUUCCCACAGCCCAGCACCAUGCUGCCACCGUGCCGGAUCCUGCCACCACCGCUGCUGCUGCUGCUGCUCGGCCCUGCCAUGCCGUGCUCCCCGCAGCCCAACGCCACCCGUUUUGUCUGCACAGAACCCACCCUGAGCACCUUCCCCAGCGGGCUGCCCACCACCACCUUGGCCAUCUCGGUGGAGUUCACAGCUCUGGCCACCCUGCUUCCCACCGCGCUGGCAGGGUUGCCCCAUCUGCAGGAGCUCCAUCUCUCCUCCAACCUCCUCAGCACCCUCCCCGAAGCUCUCCUGCACCCCGUGCCAACCCUGCGCGUCCUCGACCUGACCGACAAUGUCCUGGCUGACCUCCCGGCCAGCACCUUCACCAGCACCAUCCAUCUCCAGCACCUGGUGCUGCGGGGGAACCGGCUGCGGGCUCUGCAGCCUGCCUGGUUCCGGCACCUUCCGCAGCUGCAGUGGCUCGAUCUGGCUGCCAACGCCUUGACAGAGGUGCCACCGGAGGUUUUUUCCCCACUGUGUUCCCUACGUAGCCUGGAUCUGUCCCACAACCACCUGGCAUCCCUGGCACCGGGUGCGCUGGCCGGGCUACGGGCGCUGGAACGGCUCAACCUGGAGGGGAACGGUCUGGGCACGCUGCCACCCACCGCCUUCGCUCCCGUGCCUGCCCUGCGCUUCCUCUUCCUCCAGGAUAACGAGCUGCGGGCGCUGCCCUCCAACAUCUUCAUGCCCUUGCGUCAUCUCUGCGUCCUCGACCUGGCACGUAACCAGUUGCAGACACUGGAGCUGCCGCCCCGGUUCCCUGGUCCCGUGUUGGACCUCGAUAUCUCGGGCAACCCCUGGGCCUGCGAGUGUCGGCUGCUGUCACUGCUGCGACGCACAGCCCCGCAACUCGUGACCAGCCGUGACACCCUCUGUGCCAGCCCCGAGAGCCUCCGGGGAUGGGAGGUGGCCAUCGCCAGCCAGUCCGAAACCACAGGCUGUGAGCCCAAAGGUGACGAGAAGCAGCAGCUGGACCCCUAGGCAAAGGGCUUGGUGUCACCAUGGGUGACUGGGUGUCACCUCCCUCCCUGGCCCCAAACAAGAGGUGUUCUCUUGGGGAAACUGAGGCAGGAAGACAGGUGUGCAGCUGUCCCACAUCCCCAUCCCCAUCCUGCUGGGCAUCUGGCCCCGUCCCCACCCCACAACAGCACAAU
Messenger RNA from Cuculus canorus (common cuckoo), 1716 nucleotides. It is a transcript of the gene LRG1, whose product is annotated as leucine rich alpha-2-glycoprotein 1. The record is from RefSeq and is a predicted model, not a curated record. Lineage: Eukaryota; Metazoa; Chordata; Aves; Cuculiformes; Cuculidae. The transcript has a single exon. Gene Ontology annotation, molecular function: protein binding. Bases 482 to 1543 code for a protein of 353 amino acids.